Oryza sativa Japonica Group (Japanese rice) is the source of this 3326-nucleotide messenger RNA. Its product is annotated as pentatricopeptide repeat-containing protein At5g38730. Lineage: Eukaryota; Viridiplantae; Streptophyta; Magnoliopsida; Poales; Poaceae. The record is from RefSeq and is a predicted model, not a curated record. Gene Ontology annotation, molecular function: protein binding.
UGGAUCAGACGGCAAGGCAGAUACACUCGUCGUCAUCGGCUGCUACUAGUAGUAGCACCUUGAGUAAGAGGUGAUUCCCGCUGAUGGCGCCGCCUCCCGCCGGCGUGGAGGCCGUCUGCGCCGCCGUCAUCAAAUCCACGCUAACCCAACCCCACAACCACCACCACCUGCUCGCGGCCUCGCCCUCCCUCCUCGCCGCCGUCCUCCACCGCCUCUCCCCGCUCCCCUCCACCGCGCUCGCCUUCUUCCGCUCCCUGCCUCCGCCCCACCCGCUCGACGCCUCCCUCGCCCUCCUCCGCCUCCUCGCCCCCCACCCGCGCCACCACCCCACCGCCCGCUCCCUCCUCCGCGACCUCUCCCUCCGCCACCCGCUCUCCUCCCCGCUCCUCCUCCCUUCCCUCCUCGCCGACCCCCACCUCCCCAGCUGGCUCCUCCUCCUCCUCUCCCAGUCCGCCCGCCCGCACGACGCCCUCCGCGUCUUCGACCACAUGCGCGCGCGCGAGGUCGUCCCCGACGCGCAUGCCUCCUCCGCGCUCCUCACCGCGCUCGCGAAGUCCCGGAUGACGGCCACCGCGCGCAAGGUGUUCGACCAAAUGACGCGGGCCGGGGUUGCCAUGAACACCCACGUGUACAACGCCAUGCUGCACGUCUGCUUGAAGGCCGGGGACGCCGCGCUCGCUGAGUCUCUGAUGACGCGGAUGGACGCCGCCGGUGUGCCGCUCGAUAGGUUCUCCUUCAACACCGUCAUCGCGCUCUACUGCAGGAAGGGCAUGCAGUACGAGGCCAUGUGCGUACGGGAGCGGAUGGAGAAUCAGGGUGUCAAGGCUGACGUCGUCACAUGGAACUCAUUGAUCCAUGGCUUGUGUAAGGAGCGCAGGGUGAAGGAGGCGAGUCAGCUGCUGAGAGAGAUGGCGAUGGCAGGGGUGGCACCGGACCAUGUCACAUACACCACGCUUGUUGAUGGGUACUGUCGAGCAGGCGACUUGGAGGAGGCGGUCAAGCUGCGAGGGGAGAUGGAGGCAAUGGGGAUGCUACCAGGUGUCGCGACAUACAAUGCGAUUCUCAGGAAGCUCUGUGAAGAUGGCAAGAUGAAGGAGGUCAAUGUGUUACUUAAUGAGAUGGAUGAGAGGAAGGUGCAGGCUGAUCAUGUAACGUGCAACACGCUGAUCAACGCAUACUGCAAGAGAGGGGACAUGACCUCAGCGCUCAAGGUGAAAAGAAGGAUGAUGGAGUCAGGGCUACAGUUGGAUCAGUUCACUUACAAGGCUCUCGUCCAUGGUUUCUGUAAGGCCAAGGAGCUGGAUGAAGCCAAGGAAGCCUUGUUUGAGAUGAUGGGUGCAGGAUUUUCACCCAAUUAUAGUGUGUUGUCAUGGAUUGUCGAUGGUUUAUGCAACAAGAAUAAUGCAGUUGCAGUUCUAGCCAUUCCUGAUGAACUUAUGAAAAGAGGAUUUCCACCAGAUAAAGCAGUAUAUAGGUCUCUGAUCCGAAGGCUAUGCAAGAAAGGGUUUAUUGAUCUUGCUGGGAAUGUGUUCAAUGAAAUGCAAGGCAAAGGUCUAGAAGCUGACUGUCUUGUGUAUGCUACACUUGCGUGUGCAUAUCUGACUGCUGGGAAGCCAGUUGCUGCUUUGGAUAUCUUGAAUGAGAUGGCGAAGAAGCAGUUGUACAUAACACCCCAGAUUUACAACUGUAUGUGUACCUCUUAUGCUGAUGAGAAGGGAUCGCUUAAUAUGCUCUGGGUUCAUGCCAUUGAGAGAGGCCUAAUCACAAAGAGCGUAUACAAAGUGAUGCACCAAGCAAGAAUGAAAUCUUCAAAUCCUGCAGUCUAGAAUGCGAGGAGGGGAAUGCUCAUAUUUCAGGGAUGAACUUUUCAGAGACUGUGAAUUGAGAGUGGGCUAUAGAAAUAGUCUUGCACUUUGGUCUUUUGAUGUCGAUGAUGCUCGUGAGUCACUUAAUUGGUUCCCUCUGUUGGCUGGCACUUAAUUUACUAAAUCAUAGCAAUUAGUUAGCACAAGCAGUUUCUUUCUUGUACCUUCCACAUGUCCCUUUGCAUCAUUGAUUUCUGCUGUCUGCAAGAGGUGGCACCUUGUGUUCUCUGGCUUGGUAAAUUCCCAUCUCUAUUCCCUUUCAUCCUGCCCGGAACAGAGUGGAGGCGUGAUGUUUGUGAUAUGUAGGUAGGGCAGAUUGCUAGUGCUUACAUUUCAAUGGCCUGCCUGCCAUUUCUUUUAGUUUUAUUGGAAGGAACUCUAUCUUUCUUUAUCACCUUAAUUAUCAAUGCUUGCAUUGCAUGUACGCCUGUAUACAUAUUAGUUCAGUUUUCUAUGUCUGAUUGAUUCUUCAGCCCACCAAUCAUUCAGGUUUUUGUCCAAUGCUAUUCUGCUUUAAAUUGAUGUUUCUUUUUCUGAAUUCACAGACAAAUCAAGCUGCAAAUUUGCAGGUGAUGGGGUGCUUCAAUUCCAAACCAAACAAUGCCGGUGCGAUCAGAAGAAGACAUGGGAGGGUAGAAGUGGAUGUUUGCGCCUGGAUUAUGAGUUCCUGAGGCUCAGAGGAGCUGCGUCGAGGACUUGGAUAAUUUUCAUGGCUACUCGCUACUCAUGAGCACUACUCCUGACUAGGCCCAGGAGGCGCACGAUCACUCUUCAUGGUUCAUUCAUGGCACAUCUGCUAAAUUGAUUAUCAAGAAGAAUAAUGGCAGAGGUGAUGAACUAACUGUCUGAAUUCAGUGUUUUUUUUUUCGCCGGGAAGGCUGAAGGAGACCAUCCGAGUAUAUUAAGAAGGAGUAAAAGUUACAAGAAAAACACCACAACUGAAUUCAGUGCUUGCUGGACUGCUGAUCUUCUGCAGGCUUUGGAGGAUUAUUUGCCUCUGCUCUUCUCAGCCUAGUCAAAGAUGAUAACCUGAUUUCCCCUUCUUUUUAAUUGGUCUGAAUGAAAUCCAGGAGAUUUGUGUCAGUCGAGGUUGAAUUCUUUUACAGGGAGCGAGUUGGAAGAUAGUACAAUUUUGCAUUUAUGAACGAAGAGGAUGAUGCAGAGGUCCGCGUGCACCUAUAUUGUUGCAUGUGGUGUAGGACAAUAGGAGUGAUACUGUACUGUGUUUGAUCAUCUAUUUGUCUUGUGUACCGUCAAUGCCCAGUGCUUAGAAUGAGAUGCUACCUGUUGUCUUGGACACGUGACGGCUAUGCUGCAUUCGUCCGAAGCAAUUUUUGUGCGUCUUCCUAAGACAUGUAUUGAGGGAUACCAUGCUAAUAUAAGGUAUCUGAGGGUCUGGAGCAAUAUGUAAGCAUAUGAGAUACAGAUAAUUAGACUCUGAAACUUUGUGUUUGUAUUCCA